This is a messenger RNA of Penicillium arizonense, 1728 nucleotides long. Its product is annotated as sulfatase family protein. NCBI's taxonomy places the organism in Eukaryota, Fungi, Ascomycota, Eurotiomycetes, Eurotiales, Aspergillaceae. Gene Ontology annotation, biological process: phenol-containing compound metabolic process. The transcript has 5 exons. Bases 1 to 1728 code for a protein of 575 amino acids. The record is from RefSeq and is a predicted model, not a curated record. Gene Ontology annotation, molecular function: glycosaminoglycan binding; N-acetylglucosamine-6-sulfatase activity; arylsulfatase activity.
AUGCAAUUACUACUGGGGACUCUGCUACUAGCGGCUAUCGCUGUCGCCAAGCAACCCAACAUCCUUUUUGUCCUGACCGAUGACCAGGGCAAGUAUGUCGGUGGGCUGGAGCACAUGCCCAAGCUACAGUCAACCCUCGUCGAACAAGGAACAAGCUACUCCAAACACUUCUGCUCAAUCGCCCUAUGCUGCCCAUCCCGCGCAAACCUCUGGACAGGCCGCAUGCCACACAACACCAACGUCACAGACGUGGGACUCCCCUACGGCGGCUACCCAAAAGUAGUAUCAGCCGGCUGGAACGACAAUUACCUCCCACUCUGGAUGCAAGAAGCCGGCUACAACACAUACUACGUGGGCAAGCUUUGGAACGCACACACAGAAGACAACUACAACAAACCCUACGCGCGAGGCUUCAACGGCUCAGACUUCCUGCUAGACCCGUACACAUACCGUUACUGGUACGCACGCAUGACACGCAAUGGCAACGAACCAGUCAAAUACGACGGCAAAUACUCGACCGACGUGAUCGCCUCCAAAGCGGAAGGCUUCAUCGACGAAGCAGUCAAGCAGGAUAGACCGUGGAUGUUGACCGUUGCGCCGAACGCGCCGCACUCGAAUGGAUCGCAUGAUUCCACGCGGAAUGCGAAUUGGUUCGGUGAGCCGGAGUUUGCGCCGAGGCAUGCGGAUCUAUUCAAGGAUCUCAAGGCCCCGCGGGAUGAGAGCUUCAAUACUCUUAUUGAAGAUGCGGUUAGCUGGGUGAAUAAUGUGCCUGAGUUGAACCAGACGGUUAUCGAUUACAUUGAUGAGUUCCAGCGGUGCCGGCUGCGCGCGUUACAGGCUGUUGAUGAUAUGAUUGGGAAUUUGGUGGAGAAGUUGGAGAAGUUGGGUGAAUUGGAUAAUACUUAUAUUUUCUUCUCGACGGAUAAUGGGUAUCAUCUUGGCCAGCAUCGGAUGCAGCCGGGCAAGAACUGUGGUUAUGAAACGGAUAUCAAUGUCCCUCUGAUUGUGCGAGGACCUGGUAUUGGCAAGAAUCAGACACUGGAUGCUAUCACUAGUCAUACGGACCUUGCGCCGACAUUCUUGUCUUUGGCUGGGGCGACGAGAGAGGGUUUGGAUGGGAAGAAGAUUCCUACUACCGUUGCGGCCAGCACGGCGGAUAACAGGACUGAGCAUGUUGCCAUUGAGUACUGGGGAUUGGCUGUCCCAGAAGGCAUCUAUGGAUAUGCCAGUGACAGAGUCCAGCAACCUCACAACAGCUACGAGAACAACACCUACAAAGCUAUUAGACUGCACUCAGAUGACUAUAGUCUAUACUACUCUGUAUGGUGCUCCAACGAGAAAGAAUUCUUCGACCUAAAGGGUGACCCCCACCAAACCAAAAAUCUAGGAACACACCCAGCAAAACAAAACUACCGCAUCGCCAACCGACAACUCCCCCAAAUUCUCAACCGCCUCGACGCCCUAAUGCUAGUUCUGAAAUCCUGCGAAGGCGACUCGUGCCGCUACCCCUGGCGCCAGCUGCACCCAGCUGGUAAGGUAAACAGCCUCGCAGACGCACUGGAUUCUGGCUUUGACACGUUCUACGAGAACCAGCCUAAGGUUUCGUUCUCGUCUUGUGAGAAGGGGUAUAUUAUUUCUGCCGAGGGGCCGCAGAAGUAUCAUGUAUAUGGGGCUACUAAUGCUGGGAAGAGGAGUUGGGGGUGGGAUGAUGUAUUUUGGGGGUGGUAG